Messenger RNA from Vitis riparia (riverbank grape), 1479 nucleotides. RefSeq names its product receptor-like protein EIX2. The record is from RefSeq and is a predicted model, not a curated record. Gene Ontology annotation, molecular function: protein binding. The coding region runs from base 1 to 1479 and encodes 492 amino acids. NCBI's taxonomy places the organism in Eukaryota, Viridiplantae, Streptophyta, Magnoliopsida, Vitales, Vitaceae. The transcript has 4 exons.
AUGACCCUUGCUUUUCCUUGCCUGUGCUCUGCUUCUACUUCUGCAAUCAUGAGAAACUCCAAUUCAAUCAUGGUGUUUCUCUUGUUAGCCAUCUUAAGCUUAUGCAAACCAAACUCCUUGGCCUGCAAUGAAAAGGAGAAACAGGCCCUUCUCCGCUUCAAACAAGCUCUCACCGAUCCUGCAAACAGCCUCUCUUCUUGGUCUCUCACUGAAGACUGUUGUGGAUGGGCAGGUGUCCGCUGCAACAACGUGUCUGGUCGCGUAGUUGAGCUCCAUCUCGGUAAUACAUACGACCCUUAUGCUGUUAAAUUCAAUGGCAGGUCUGCUUUGAGAGGUGAGAUUAGUCCUGCUUUGCUAGAGUUGGAACAUUUGAAUUUCUUGGAUUUGAGCACAAAUGAUUUUGGAGGUGCUCCCAUUCCUAGUUUCCUUGGCUCUAUGAGGAGUCUAAGACAUCUUGACCUCUGGGGUGCUUCAUUUGGUGGCCUAAUACCUCAUCAGCUUGGAAAUCUCUCAAGCCUUCGCCACCUCCACCUAGGAGGAAAUUCUGGGCUUUAUGUUGAGAAUUUUAGUUGGAUUUCUCUUCUUUCUUCCUUGGUAUCCUUGGACAUGACUUGGAUUGACCUUCACAGGGAUGCUCAUUGGCUUGAUUCUAUAUGCCGACUUUCUUCUCUUAUAGUACUGGAUCUUGCUGAUAACAGGUUAUCUGGAUUCAUACCGAAGUGCUUGAAAAAUAUCAGUGCAAUGGCUACAAGUCCCAGUCCAAUUGAUGAUAAAUUUAAUGCUUUAAAAUAUCAUAUAAUUUACAUUCCAUACACAGAGAAUAUUUUGUUGGUCAUUAAAGGCAGGGAAUCAAGAUACUGUAGUAUCCUUCCAUUAGUGAGGAUAGUCGACCUUUCAAGUAACAAUUUGUCAGGAGGAAUCCCUUCUGAAAUCUCUAGUCUUUUUGGAUUGCAGUCUUUGAACUUGUCUCGAAAUAAUUUAAUGGGAAGGAUACCAGAGAAAAUCGGGGUUAUUGGAUAUUUAGAGUCUCUAGAUCUCUCGAACAACCAUCUUUCGGGUGAAGUUCCUCAAAGCAUCAUUAAUUUGACAUUUCUUAGUCACUUGGACUUGUCAUACAACAAUUUCUCUGGAAGAAUUCCUUCAAGCACACAGCUCCAGAGCUUUGAUGCUCUUGAUUUCAUUGGCAACCCUGAACUUUGUGGAGCUCCUCUCUUGAAAACUGCACAGAGAAUGAAAAUCCGAAUCCCAGUGAUGAAAAUGGAGACGGCUUCGAAAGAUCAUGGUUUUAUAUUGGUAUGGAGAGCUUGGAGGCAUGCUUACUUCAAGUUCCUUGACAACAUCAAAGACCGGGUUUAUGUGGCAACAGUGCUAAAAUUGAGCUGGCUCCGCUACCAUUUCAGAAGAUACCGCAUCAGUUUGAGAUGUCCAAGGAUCUGCAAACAGCAAAGAAUGGAGGAAAGAGGUAGUGGUGAAUCUUAA